AUGCUUCAUUGUUGUCGAUGCAAUAAAAGUCGAUCUCCAAAAGAUAGGAACAAAAGCAAUACUAAAUUGCAGGAUCACUAAAUUGAGUAAAGGGUGUAGCAGGCGAACCAUUAACAAGCUUAUAUUGCGAAGAUUAAGGAGAAUGAAUAAAUGAUUCUGAAAAUGUACAAAGAGUUGUAAGAUGAAAAUGGUAGACUUAGAAGUCUUAUAAAUUCGUGUAGAUUGGAAUAGGAGAAAUUAGAAUUGCAGGAGAAAUUCAAUUAGUUAUAGAUUCAAAGCAUACAAUUUAUUCCUCAAAGUCAUUCGAGAUCAAUACUGGAGGAGACUAAUUUACAUUUUAGUACCAAGCAACAGUCUUUCCAAUUUAAUGACCCCAGCAAUAUAAAAUAUUAAUCGUUAAAAAAAUUGUACGACGAAUUAAUUAAGGAUAAGGACUGGGAUGCUUAGAAAAAGAAUCAGUAUUCAUCUUCAAUAUAGUUUCUGAAUAAUAUUCUUUAAUAGAAGUAAGAAGACUUGGAAUUGGCACAAGGCCAAAUCAUUAAGCAGAAUAAGAUCAUUGGGGAAUAUGAGUUAAAAUAUAAUUAAUUAUUAUGUAAUACAUAUGAUUAAUAAAUAAGAGGAUUACUAGUAGUUAUAAUAGGAGGUUUACUAAAGGAAGAGAUCAUUCUCGGAAUUUAAAACCAUGGCACUAUCGUAGGAUAACCCUUUUAAUGGAGUGAUUUAGGAGGCGAUCAAAUUAAACCCUUAGAAAAUUGUAAUAAAAACUAUAAAUUGAGUUCGUCUAUUUAUAUAAUUAUAUUUAUAAUGAUUACUCGCAGUGAAAUUAAGGGAUUUCUGCCCCAAAGUAUUAGUAAACAAUAUAAAACAGAACCGAUAGAUCAGAAUAUCAGCGAUCUCUCCUUCAGUUUCACACACAGUUUGAAGAGUAGUGUGAAGCCGAAGUUAAACGAUUCAAUACAAUUCGAAACCCAGAUAUCUUAGAGAAUUCAAGUUAAACCUCCUCUAACAUCAAAGAGCAACAAAAAGUUCUCGAUCCCAAUAAUCAGAGAUAAAACAAACUUUAAUUCUGGAUUGAUUAGUGAUUAAAUGUCUACUCCUAGAUCGAAAUUGUAAGACUGUAAAUUUUAACUAAUUCAUCUCAAGCUGUAAAACUAACAAAACCAAAAGAUCAACAAGCAAAUAUUGAUUGAGAAAUUAUCUAAGCAAUUGAAACAAUCUUCAACAACCAACAUCCCAAAAUCAAAAGAGAUGAUGUAAAUUGAGUUGUUAUUAGCUGCAUACAAUUAAUUACACUUAAGUCAUUCAAAGUUGAAACAGGAGAACAAGACUUUAGAAUAAGAAAUCACAAUAUGGAAAUCAAAGUAUCAGGAUUUGGAAAAAAAGACAAAAUCAAACAUCCAUUCUAAAAGUACAUCAUUAUAAGUGUAAUUCAAUAAGCCAAUUAAUUAAAAUAUAUAAGAGAGAUUAAAAACACAAUCAAAUUCUUUUAAGUUCUCCUUAUAUUGA
Messenger RNA from Paramecium tetraurelia, 1506 nucleotides. RefSeq lists its product as uncharacterized. The transcript has 2 exons. The record is from RefSeq and is a predicted model, not a curated record. NCBI's taxonomy places the organism in Eukaryota, Ciliophora, Oligohymenophorea, Peniculida, Parameciidae.